This is a messenger RNA of Cladophialophora psammophila CBS 110553, 1497 nucleotides long. RefSeq lists its product as uncharacterized. The record is from RefSeq and is a predicted model, not a curated record. The transcript has 6 exons. Gene Ontology annotation, molecular function: oxidoreductase activity, acting on paired donors, with incorporation or reduction of molecular oxygen; monooxygenase activity; heme binding. Lineage: Eukaryota; Fungi; Ascomycota; Eurotiomycetes; Chaetothyriales; Herpotrichiellaceae. Bases 1 to 1497 code for a protein of 498 amino acids.
AUGCUGGAAAUUGGCCUUGAGCAUCCUCGAUUAGCGGCGCUGGUCGCUCUAAUCACGGGGUACAUUCUCUAUUCAACGUUUUUCGACCCCCUUCGCAACAUCCCCGGCCCGUUUCUUGCGCGGCGUCUUCCAGGAUGGCUUGCCUACCAAGCAUUCACCUGCAACACCGAGACGGCCAUUCUCGAAGUCCACGCAAAAUAUGGUGAUGUCGUCCGCGUGGGGCCCAACACUGUCCUUGCCGGAAGUGCUGAAGCUGUCCCAAAAGUCCUCGGGUACGGUGAACACUACCUCGAUAAAGGCUCAGAUUACAAUGCAUUGGUUUUCCAUACGCCUUCGAUCUUCAGUGAAGUGGACAAGUCGAUUCAUUCCCGAAAGCGUCGGAUUGCCGCUCAUGCCUACAGUAUGCAGAGCUUGAUGAGGAUGGAAGACCUCGUCCUCGAGAAUGUUGCCAUAUUCCUCCACCAAAUGGAUCAGUUUGCCCGAAGUGGAGAGACGAUGGACGCAGCAGAGUGGUUCAAGUUCUAUGCUUUCGAUGUGAUUGGAGACCUGGCUUUUGGAAAGAGCUUUGGCCUGCUCAAACGAGGAGUGACAGGUGAAUUUGUCACACAUAUCUCCAGUGGGGUCGAGUACACGUUCGUUCUGUUUCUUUUGCCAUCUCUUCUACGGCCACUGAGCCGAUUUCUGGUCAAAUGGCUUCCAAUCCCCCUGUUCCGCGAGCUGAACCACGGUUUCGCCUACGUGAAAAAGGAAACGGCCCAACUCGUACAGGAACGCUGGGAAAAGAGAGAUGAUGCUUCGCCGCAACGGGGUGAUAUUCUCGGUGCUCUCAUUGAAGCCACCAACCCUGUCACGAAAGAGCGACUGGGAUUCGGAGAUCUGGCCACCAAUGCAUCGACCAAUAUUGUCGCUGGCUCAGAUACCAUUACUAUCUCCCUCACAGGGAUCCUCUAUCGCCUGCUCCGGAACCCAGAUAAGGCUGCCAAAUUGGUAGCGGAGGUCCGUCGACCCUCACUGGGCGAUUCAACCUCGUUUAAGGAUGUUCAGAAAUUGCCAUACCUAGACGGUUGCAUAAAAGAAGGUAUGCGCCUUACGACACCCUUCGCUGGCCCUCUCCCACGGAUCUCUCCCAGAAAGGGUUUCGAAGUCGCCAAGCAUUAUAUUCCUCCAGGUACCAUUGUCAACGUUAUGCAAUGCCAAAUACAUAUGGAUGAGCGAAUCUUUCCCGAACCCCAUACGUUCCAGCCUGAACGGUGGUUUGAAGACUCUGGUGGAAGGGACCUAGACAAGUAUUUUCUGGGCUUUAGCACCGGUCCUCGAUCGUGCAUUGGCAAAAACAUUGCGAUUCUCGAAAUGAAGCUGUUGUUGUAUUCUCUGUUCAGGCGCUACGAUUUGUCCUUGUCUCCAACGACCUCGAAUCUUCGAUGCCUGCGUCUCCUGGUCACGAAACCAUUGAGUCCGGUGUUGGUUAACAUAAGGCCCGCUGCGCCUGUCGAGUGA